Molecule: messenger RNA, 1050 nt
Organism: Helobdella robusta
Lineage: Eukaryota; Metazoa; Annelida; Clitellata; Rhynchobdellida; Glossiphoniidae
Exons: 9
Coding region: 1-1050 (349 amino acids)
Source: RefSeq, a predicted model, not a curated record
AUGGAAACUAAAAGGCAUGUCAAUAAAUGUUUUAACCAAACUGAUGUUCAACGGAUUGAUCCCUUCAAAUCGUAUCAAUAUACAUUAAAAUUAAGCGUUUCCAUGUUGAACUACAAAUUUUAUUUUCUGCUGUGCAUAAUUCUCCAGAGAACUGCGGUUGAAUCGCACCAAACCUUGUUUGAAAGCCCAGACACUCCAACGUUGAAAACUUUGGCACCAUUUUCACCUCCGUUUUUGGAAGAUCAAACACCGAAUUCAACUCAAAGUCUAGGUUUCAGUACAAUGUUAAAACGUAUUAACCUGGGCAGACUGUUUUUUGCAGUUUUCUCAAUAGCCCAGCUCGGCUUUAAUAUAACAUUUUCUUUUUUGGUUGGAAACUGUUCAAAGAACAAACUCAAAGAAGCAAGGUUGACGAUUAAGAAAUUUAUCUGUCGACCGUUUGAAGAUCAAGCCUUUAACUACUUUUGUCCUUAUCGCUUCUACAUUGAAUGCAAUGAUUGGAAGCCAAAUACCUUUUACAGUAUUAAAAACAGUCAGAGAUUGGUAAUCGCCGAAAUAACAGCCAUGAAGUACGUUGGAGAAUAUUCAGAAAAAAAUUGUGAUAUAAAUUGCAGUCUCAUAAGAAUGCAGCAUGACCUGGCUAACAACCUCUAUCCUCUGUACAGGCUAAGGAAGGAGUUGCAGGAUAACUUUCGCCGAUUGUCUGCACGCUACUUGCCUACGCAGGACAUGACAUCCCUCUUGACGCCACUCUUUAUCUGCUUGCCGGGGUUUAUCCUCAGUUACCGAAUGUUUUGCGUUCCGUGUGAGCCUGGCUACUACUCAGUGAUACACGGACACGUGCAUCAGUGCCUGCCCUGCCCGAUAAACACCUACCAGAAUGAGUUUGGUUCCAUCUCUUGCCAUGCAAUGCUCAACCAGAAGGACAUAUUCGAGGCAAGAAACGAGAACUACGAAGCCAGGAAAGAACAACUAUACACAAACUUUUUUGUCAUCUCUACUCUGUGUAGUCUCAUUGUAAUCACAUCUGUCGGAAUGUGGUAUGUUUAA